This is a messenger RNA of Rodentolepis nana, 531 nucleotides long. Lineage: Eukaryota; Metazoa; Platyhelminthes; Cestoda; Cyclophyllidea; Hymenolepididae. The record is from the annotation of a GenBank genome assembly.
AUGGCUUCGAGGCGUAUUGCCAGAACAGCUAUUAACUGGGGUGAGCUUUAUCACCAAUGUCCAAAACAUCAAAUUGAGCAAUUUCGUGAUUUGAAGACUAAAACCGAUGGAUUGGUUUCCAGAAUAUCAUCACUUCCUGAAAAACUUCCUGAUAUCAACUGGGAGCAUUAUAAGAAAGUUGUUCCUGUUCCUGGUCUAGUUGACAAGUUCAAGAAGGAAUACAUGCAGCUCCAAGUCGCUUUUCCGAAUGAUACGAAGCAACUUGGAAAGGCCGUUGAUGCUCAGGCUGCAAAGAUGAAUUCCAUGAUUAAGAAGCAAGUUGCUGCCUGUGAAAGCAUGAAGGCGGAUGCGACCAAAAUGAAAGAGGCUCUUAAGAAGCUCCCGCCUUUCGAUGAAAUGAUCCCAGAGAUCAUUGUCACAUAUUUUCCGGAUACCAAUAUGGACCCAUUCUUCACUGGCGAAGUUCCGAAAGUCGAGGCUCAGACUAUGCUUCAAAACACGGCCCCUAAGACACAUUGGGAUUUCAGUUAG